AUGGCUACAACUUCAGCUUCUGCGUCUCUCCUCCAACCUCGUUCAUUCGGAGUCAGAAGCCAUAACCCUCCAAGACCCAAAUCCUUCACCCUCCCUUUCCCUCAGCGGAAUCGAUGCCACGUCAGCUUCAGAGUCUCCGCUUCGGUUUCCGUCUCCAACCCUGACGUUCGAACCGGCCCAGAUGAUCUUGUAGCUUCCAUUCUUUCGAAGGUGGUGCAAACAGAUGGAGGAGUUUCACUGAAAAAGGAAGAACAUAAGGAGGUGGCUGAAGUGGCUCAGGAAUUGCAGAAGUAUUGCGUGAAUGAGCCUGUCAAAUGCCCUUUAAUAUUUGGAGAGUGGGAUGUGGUGUACUGUUCACAGCCAACAUCACCUGGAGGUGGCUAUAGGAGUGCAUUGGGCCGUCUUUUCUUUAAAACAAAGCAAAUGAUUCAGGUUGUUGAAGCUCCUGAUAUUGUGAGAAACAAGGUCUCCUUUUCUGCUUUAGGCUUUUUGGAUGGAGAGGUGUCUCUGAAGGGAAAACUCAAGGCUCUGGAUAGUGAAUGGAUUCAAGUUGUAUUUGAAGCACCUGAAUUGAAGCUAGGAUCAUGGGAGGUUCAAUAUGGUGGUCAGAGUGAAGUUAAACUCCGAAUCACUUAUGUAGAUGACAAAAUCAGGUUAGGAUUGGGUUCCAGAGGUUCCCUGUUUGUUUUUAAAAGAAUAUGAAAUUCAAAUGCAAUCAUAAUUUCCUUCGGGAAAAAUCUGACGAGUUUGUAACUUUGUACUGUGCACAAUUUCAUGUGUAAUAUGAUUUUGAGUGUAUAUCAGUAAGAGCUUAAAAAAUAAAAUAAAAAACUUUCCAAAGACAAAAUUUCUCCUUGGCUGC
This is a messenger RNA of Gastrolobium bilobum, 862 nucleotides long. Its product is annotated as probable plastid-lipid-associated protein 8, chloroplastic. The coding region runs from base 1 to 702 and encodes 233 amino acids. Lineage: Eukaryota; Viridiplantae; Streptophyta; Magnoliopsida; Fabales; Fabaceae. The record is from RefSeq and is a predicted model, not a curated record. The transcript has 4 exons.